AUGAGCGCUACACAGUCCGCGGCAGAGAGUGGUGUGAGCAGCCUUCAGCGUUCCGGUUUCAGCAUCACCGUCGGAGACACGAAGUCCAUUGUGCUAGCGUUGCAAGCGCUUCAGAGCAAGAUUCGCUCUCUUGAGCAAGACCGUGACUUUCACCAAGAUCAGUAUGAGGUGGCACUACAGGCUCACGAGCGGUACAAGCUGGACAUGGAGCGUCAGAUGGAGCAGGAGCGUGGGUCACACCGUAAGAGGGAGGCGGAUCUGCUCGAGCUACUGCGCAAGGCUCGCGAAGAGCGGACACAGCUAGAGGAUACCCUCAACGGCAGCAAGAAGGACCUUGGCGGCUUUCGACGCGAGCUGGAGCAAAUGAUAGCCACUGAAAAGGAGCUCUCCAGCCAGCGAGAGUCGAAGAUAAACAUGGAGGUGGCGAAGCUGCGUGCUGACAUCAAGGAAGAGCAGACACACCGAGCUGCUCUGCUGGUGACAGUGGACAAGCUGAAAGCGGAACGCGAGUCAGCUUUGAGGACGAAUGAGCAGCUUCGGAUGGCUAUGGAUGACCUCCUCACUCGCUACGAGCAGCUGCAACGGCAUCGUCCGUCGCCCCAAGCGGCGACGCACCGGCGUUCGAGCAGUGGCCUCAGAGGUGAGGCACACUUGCGCGCAGCACCAGCCACCGGUGCGUACCCACGCCCCCUCGUGAGUAGUCGCACCCGCUCCCCCAGGCAUGCACCGUCGCGCGAGCUUCGAAGACUUGCAUUGUCUGCACGCCAGCGUACGGUGCUUCCUGCGCUGCACCACAACUACGAAGACCCAACAUGCAACUCGAUUCUCCGUGAUGUGCGCGUGGUCCCCGACGAGGCCCCGCCGUGCCCCUACCCAUCAGUAAACUCAUCCCUGCAUCAGCCACAGCCGGACCCAGUGGGGACGACAGGAAGCGCGAACACGGCUCGCAGCAGGCAAGCUCUGCUCACACAGACGACAGCGACGCCGUCGCGAUCUGGAAGGCCAUCCGUUGCUCGCCGGCCAUCCGAGAGUGGCGUGGCUGGCCCUUCAGAGCACCACAUCAGGGCGAUAAAUGAGGUGGAGGCGCAGCUCCGAAAGGAGCUGGAGGCGCUACAGCAUCGCUACGAUGAUACAAUCGUGCGCGGUGCGUCCGAGGAGGUGCCACGUGAGGUGCUCGCCGCUGCUCUGCAGCGCAUUUCGGCCCUCAUAGAGCAAAAGAAGGAGCAGCUAAAGUUGCUCAAGGAGGCACGGAUGGAAUUGGACGGGGCGGCGUCGCUUUACGCAGCCAGAGGCGCAACUACGACGGUGAACGGCGGCGGCGAUGGCUCACCGUCGACGUGGGCGACGCAGAACAAGCACACCCGUCGCACCUUGCUCGUGAAUGAGCUUCGCUCCCUGCUGGCCGAAUCCGCAAAAACCACUUGA
Molecule: messenger RNA, 1425 nt
Organism: Leishmania braziliensis MHOM/BR/75/M2904
Lineage: Eukaryota; Euglenozoa; Kinetoplastea; Trypanosomatida; Trypanosomatidae
Exons: 1
Coding region: 1-1425 (474 amino acids)
Molecular function (GO): microtubule binding
Source: RefSeq, a predicted model, not a curated record